Molecule: messenger RNA, 1708 nt
Organism: Erythranthe guttata (spotted monkey flower)
Lineage: Eukaryota; Viridiplantae; Streptophyta; Magnoliopsida; Lamiales; Phrymaceae
Product: F-box/LRR-repeat protein At3g26922
Molecular function (GO): protein binding
Source: RefSeq, a predicted model, not a curated record
AAUAUUUCUCAUGUUCUAUUAUUUAUUAUAGAUGUUAAUUCUAUCCGAAAACAAAAUUUAUUUCCCCUGGGUAUAAUUUGUGGAAUGACACAACACGAAUUGGAACUCGUAAAUUAUAUAUAAUUUGUAGAUACGAAUAUGCAUGCAUGUAAUUGACGAUACGUACAUAUUUUUGUUAAUUGAUAGUGUGGUACGAUAUGCGUUGGCCGUGAAGACGAUCGGAUAAGUCGAUUGCCCGACGAAAUCCUCGUCGAAAUCCUGUCUUUCCUAUCUCUAAAGGAAUCCGCACGCACGAGCAUUCUCUCUUCUCGUUGGACGAACUUGUGGAAACACACCACUCGUCUCUACCUAGACAUGGACGGUGGGUCAUCGUUGCGCAAGACGAAACACUUUGAGUUUCGGACAGUGUUAAUCAGACGCGACACGAGUAGCGAGUACGUGCGCUGGGUGGACCGAGUCCUUGAAUCGCACAAAGGUCUCGUCUUGAAAGAGUUCGUAAUCCGUUCUUGUCUAGGGUUACAACACGAGGAGCCAAUCACUCGAUGGCUCGAGUACGCGUUGGCCAGGCAAGUUCAUAGCCUGGAGUUGAACCUCGAACCUUGGUACGACAAUUCCAUGUACGGCCUCCCCAGGGAGCUUCUCGUCGCGGGGGAUUCCCGAUUCAAGUCAAUCCGAGCGUUGACUUUUAAAGACGUUAGCGUGAGCGAAAAGGAUAUUGACUUCUUCUUGCGAAACUGUCCUCUGCUCGAAGAGUUGAUCGUGUUCAACUCCCCGGCGCUGUCGAACCUCGAAAUUUGUGGCCCGUCGCUCGCGUUGAAACACUUGGAGAUAGUUUUCUGCAGGCGUUUGAAAUCGCUUAGGGUUUCCGCGCCGAACCUUGCUCGUUUUUGGGUCGCGACGUACAAUGGAUUGUUGGUUGGGAACUUGCCGAUGCUGGUCGAGAUUCUUGCUCAGUGCAAAGACGAUGAUGUUUCCUUGGCACAUUUGUUUUCGACACUGUCGUCCAGUUCGCGAUUGGAGACUCUUCGUCUGACGAUGUUUCAAUCACGGGGAAUGCACGAGCUCCACAAUCUUUCUCUACUGCCUAAACUGAAGAAGAUGGUCAUAGAAUAUAUUGACAAGGGCCGCAAAACUAUUUUCCAACUCUACGAUUUGAUAAGGGCAUCCCCUUUCUUGGAGGAAUUUGUUUUGAAGUAUCAAAGUGGGUGUAUUCCGAGGACAGAUAACGAAGUGGAGGAUGCCAUAGUGUCGUCUCCACACCACCACCUUAAAGUGGUUGAAUUUUCCGGAGGUUUUGGUCGAACUAGUCUUCUUCGAUUCGUCGACUACAUUUUGGAGAACUGUGUUGUGCUUGAGAAAGUAAUUGUCGAUCCGUGUUAUGGAGCAUCGAACCUUAUUAUGCUUGAUAAUAUGUUAGAUUUCCAAGAAAAUGUAAGAAAGAAAGCAAAGCAACACUUUGAAGCACGAGUUCCUCAGCACGUUGAAUUGGUUAUUCUUUAAAUUGGAUUAUUUAGGCAUCUUGCAUUUUUUUUCAUAUUUAGUUUGGAUAAUUUGCUCUAUUUUUAUUAUGUUGAGUUGUUUUCACUGAUUUUCUUAUCAGGUUGAAUAUCUAAAUUAGUCAUAAUUCAUUAUGGGGUUUUAAUACGCAAACUAAGAAAUACUCGUUACUACCACAUUAGAAUUUUGAUAAAUUAAUAACCUCUCUUAA